This is a messenger RNA of Chaetomium globosum CBS 148.51, 6582 nucleotides long. RefSeq lists its product as uncharacterized. The record is from RefSeq and is a predicted model, not a curated record. Gene Ontology annotation, cellular component: P-body; CCR4-NOT core complex. Gene Ontology annotation, biological process: nuclear-transcribed mRNA catabolic process, deadenylation-dependent decay. The transcript is spliced from 4 exons. Lineage: Eukaryota; Fungi; Ascomycota; Sordariomycetes; Sordariales; Chaetomiaceae. The coding region runs from base 1 to 6582 and encodes 2193 amino acids. Gene Ontology annotation, molecular function: molecular adaptor activity.
AUGGUCGCCCAACCCAGACCGGGAACCUUCUCGCCGAGCCCAGCAGCGCACCCCAUCUACACUGGCAUCGCCCACUCCCCACAUCCUUCUCACGCCGCUGCGCUGAGUGCGGCUGCUAGCCCCAGUACCAGCAGCCCCACCGGGUCCAACUCCUUGACCAAGAUCGCAGUCGCCCAGGUCUACCUGCUUCUCAGCACCAUCAAGGAGGACAAGGAAGAUCCUCACAAGUGGGAGUCGCAACUAGAGUCUCUGCGGAAGCUACUCGAUGAACACGGCAUGGAUGUGUUUACAAAAUACUUCGCGCGACUGGUGGCCGCAAAUGCCUCUCAGAUAUUCCCCAGCCUCAACAGAUCCGGGGCGGCAAACAUGCAGGGGUCGAACCCGGGGAACCAUCACAUCCUCAAAGCCGAGAUGCGAAAGCUGUCGCGAGAAUUCCCCCAGGCCAGGAAGAUUGCAGAGUCUAUCGAAACCGGCAGCGAGGACAUCUUCCGCGAUUUCGACCUCUCCGGCUUCAUGGAACAUUUCCAACUAGAUGCUUUGGGGAAGACAGUCUUGGCUCUCGCUUUCAAGCUCGGGCCUAGGUCCGAUCUGAAGACCAAAGCCGAUGCCAUCCUGUCGACGAACUUCCCGACCUUCGUUAAUAUUCUGAGCCGGCCAACCGGUGACCCCACUACUGACCUAGAGCCCGAUUUCGUCGCCGAGCUCGUCGACCGCUUCAUCCAAGUCCACCCCCCGAAUUUCAAUGCCGCUGCGAAGCGAGAAUUGGAACACAAGGUGCAACAUAGAUAUGCCCAGUCUCCUGACGCGAAGCCGCCGCCCUCACAAGUGCUCGCCGCACUCGACCUCGUACGCAUGCUGGCCGACAAACCGGUCAACGCGCUGGCCCUCUAUAUCCAUCGCUCCGGUCUAGUAUUCACCCGAGAUGAGGAGUCGUGUACGGGAUAUCUUCAAAACCAUCCGACGAACGUCCACUUCAGCGAGGAACAGGUAUCCGUGUCAUUGAUGUACACGACCAUCAGCCAGACCCCGCGCCACAACCCUUCCGUUCUCGUCGCCUCUCUCAGGCGCAUCCUGCCUGACAGCUUCAGGUGGCAAGAGGUGGUGUCGUACUUCGACCACAGCGGGGCUCGGGUCACAUCGGCCCAAUUUCUACGUCUGUACAACGCCCUGCUACCGAUAGCACGGGAGGACAGUGAUCGGUUCAACAUCCAGCAACUGUGGGGUGGGGAGUGGGAGAACCCCGAAACACAGCUCUCCUUCAUUUGCGCUUUCGCAUCCCUCAAACCGGAACAGCUCGAUGCAACGACCGUCCCCGGGCUAAAGCCGACCUUCACGGUCCAAGAGUACGCGCAGUCCCCUCUUCCGAUACAAGAAACGGCAGCCUACGCAGUUAAGCACCCACUGGUCUCUGAGGCGGCCCUCUCUGCCGUCUUCAACGUUGCGCUCCACUCGAUGCACGCCUCUCAGAGCAUCGAAGCGAAGCGCCUCUUUCAAGACGUCGUUGUGCCCAAUUUAGCCAUCUUUGUUGUCUCGGCUUUCGGAGUGCCGAAGCCCUGGCCAAGCAUGGCCGAGGAUACGCUCGUUUCCCUCUUCGAUAACUUUCUAACCAGGUCGCCUGAAGCCGACUUCGUCAUGGAUAGCCUCUGGAGGAGAGACAAGGAGUGGGUCAAGCAGCGGUUAAUCGAUGCGCACGCCCUGAAGCCCAUCAGCCUACCGCUCAUCUUUGAGCAUGCGGUCCGCCAAAACUGGCUUGACGAGCUCGUCUACUUACCCAUCGGCUUCGGACUUGACUUGACUGCCUUGGCCCAUGCUGAAGGGUACCUCGAUCUACAGCAGUGGGCUCGGCGGAACGCUGACAGGAGCCCCGAAAUGGCCAGAGCCCUUCUGCAAUUUUUGGUGAUCAAGGCGAACUUCGAGCUGCAAUACCAGCGGCCCCCGGAAGGCCAACCUCCCGUCAAGGCGAGCACAACGUUGCAAGUCCGAACGGUCCAUGCGCUACUGCAAAUAUUGGAGGAGUUCUUACCCAAGUCGCCGAUGCAAGAGCUGAUCGUCGUUCAACGAACCUGCAUCACUGUGUAUCCAAGGCUCAUCAACUACGGGGAAGGCUUCGACGACAUCAUCGACGCGAACGGGCGUGAUGGGAACGCACUGCCGCUGGCCGCCAAUGCCAAAAUGGAAGAACAUUACAAGAAGAUGUAUGGCGAUGAGAUUCAGGUCCGCAACGUCGUCGAAAUCUUGGAGCGGUACAAGCGAUCUCGCGACCCCUUGGACCAGGACAUCUUCGCGUGCAUGAUACACGGCCUUUUCGACGAGUACGCGCACUAUGUCGACUACCCGCUCGAAGCACUCGCUACCACCGCGGUCCUGUUUGGCGGUAUCAUAUCUCACAAGCUGAUUUCUGAUCUCCCGCUCCAGAUCGGGCUGGGCAUGAUUCUCGAAGCGGUCCGAGACCACCAUCCCGAUGAGUCCAUGUACAAGUUUGGUUUGCAGGCUCUCAUGCAACUUUUCGGUCGCCUGCGUGAGUGGCCAGGUUUCUGUGCGCAGCUCCUCCAAAUCCCCGGCCUGCAGGGCACUGAGGCGUGGAAGAAGGCGGAAGAAGUAGCCCAGGAGCACGACGAGGAGCUCGCUCGGUCUCGCAACGGCACCAACCUAUCCAAUUCAGGGGUUCUCCGCCAUGACAGCCUGACAAACGGCAACCUAGAAGACGGCAUAGGGUCGGAACAGCACCCACCGCCUUUCGCCUCGGUCAACGUGGACCCGCCUCCGCUGGGCGUUGUCUAUGAGGAACCUAGCGAAGACGAGCAAGGGAAGAUCCAGUUCGUGCUCAACAACCUAACCGAUACCACGUUGCAGUCCAUGUUCGAGGAUAUCCACGAGAUGCUAGAAACAAGGCAUCAGCAGUGGUUCGCCAGUCACUUGGUCGAAGAGCGGGCGAAGAUGCAGCCAAACUACCAUCACGUCUACCUUGAACUCGUCAAGCAGUUCAAGGACAAGGCGCUUUGGGCAGAGGUCCAGCGAGAGACCUACAUAAGCGUGUCGCGCAUGUUGAACUCGGAGCUCACCAUGCAGAAUUCCACCGAACGGACGCAUCUUAAGAACCUCGGCGGUUGGCUCGGACUUUUGACCCUGGCACGCGACAAACCAAUCAAGCACAGACAUAUCGCGUUCAAGCAGCUUCUCAUUGAGGCUCAUGAUACCAAGCGCCUCAUCGUCGUCAUCCCAUUCGUAUGCAAAGUCCUGAUUCAGGGUGCCUCGUCAAACGUCUUUAAACCGCCCAAUCCUUGGCUGAUGGAUAUUAUCCAUCUCCUGAUUGAGCUCUACCACAACGCCGAGCUGAAGUUGAACCUCAAGUUUGAGAUUGAAGUUCUUUGCAAGGGUCUCAACCUAGACCACAAAGCCAUCGAGCCCUCCGGAGAGAUCCUCAAUAGGGCUCCCAUCGAAGAACUGGGCGACAUGCUCGGGCCGGAGGCGCUCGAGAACUUUGAAAGCCUCUCCCUCAAUGGCAUGCCCGGAGUCAACAGCUCCCUCUCAUCUCAUCCCGCCUAUACCAUACCGGAUCUUGGUCCAAACCUAUCGAUUCCUCAGACCGAGGUCGUCAGCGCUGCCAAGCUGCAUGACAUUGUGCGACAAGCCUUGACGCGCGCGUUGCAGGAUAUUAUCCAGCCCGUCGUUGAUCGUUCAGUCACGAUUGCGGCGAUAUCGACGCAUCAAAUGGUCCGCAAGGACUUCGCCACGGAACCAGAUGAGAAUAAGGUACGGACAUCGGCAAUUAAUAUGGUCAAGUCUACCGCCGGUAGCCUGGCGCUCGUCACGUCCAAGGAGCCGUUGCGCGCGAACCUCGCCAACUACUUGCGUAAUCUCUCCGCCGAUUUACCCCAGGGGCUGCCCGAGGGCAUAAUCAUGCUGUGUGUCAACUCUAACCUUGACCUGGCCUCGAGCAUCAUCGAGAAGUGCGCCGAGGAGCGUGCUAUUCCGGAGAUCGAAGACUUGAUGGAGGUUGAACUGGAGGCGCGACGGCGCCAUCGGGCCCAACGGCCCUCUGACCCCUACGUCGACCACGGGUUGAGCCGCUGGGCAAUGACCAUCCCCCACCCCUUCAAGCUACAGCCUAACCUCACCGGCCUCAAUGCCGAGCAGAUGGCCAUCUAUGACGAUUUCGCUCGCCAGUCAAGGGUGAUUCCUGCGGCGACAGGCCCCUCGCACGGGCCAUCUGCGUCGGAUACUCGGUCUCUGGCGAACGAGGCGCUCGGCGAUCAGUACAACACCGUCAGCAACAUGCCAACGCCCGCCGAAACGCCAUCCAUGCCUCUUUUAGGAGUACAACUGCAACACUAUCCCCAGACACACGCCGGGCUCGCCAAUGGCCGGCAGGCAGGAAUCAACCAGGUCGACUCUCGGAGCAUUGCCGAGAGGGUCAACAAGCUACUAGAACAGCUGACAGCGGCCGCGACGAACACCACCGAAGAUCAUUUCGACGAACUUCCCCGGUCGCACCCAGUCCUAGACAUCGUCGACGCUCUUGUCCAGCUCAUCAUCAAGACCCAACAGACCUCAGAGGAGUUUGCCGCCUAUGCCGCGAAUCAGAUCUCUCAGCUCCUCUUCCGCCAACCCGAGGGUGACCUGCUCCUGGAGAGCUUGGUACAUGUUCUGGAAACCCUUCGAAAGAUUGCCGGCCCCGUUAUCAGCGAACAGAUCCGCCAGUUAUUCCACCAACAACCGGGGCAGUUCUUCCUCAACCUGCCCCUCAUUACCGCGUUGCUCCGGACCGACCUUAUCGAUUGGAGGAGCAUCGACGCUGCCACAGCAAAGCUUCUGCAACAGCGCAAGGAAGGGUCGUUGACGUUUUUGGAGCAUGUCUUGGACCUUACGCUCCUAACUGACACCCCGCUAGCUCUAUUUGCUGACUUUGUGCGAAGUCUGGAGGAGGCAUGGACGUGGAUCACAGAGGAGCCAGAAGUUCCUGGCGGAGCCCGCUUCAAGGCCAAGGUGCUAGCCCCACCACCAGAUCUCCCCGUCGGCUUGAGCAACGAGGAACGAGACGCGAUCCAAUUGGAUCAGAUGGAUUACGUCUUUGAAGAAUGGACUCAUCUCUGCAACAACCACUUUGCGACCGAGAAGUCCACUUCCAUCUUUGUCCAGCAGCUGCGCUCUCGCCGUCUGGUUAGCAAGCCCGACGACUUCUUCCUCUUCACUCGGCAAGCCCUCGACAAGUCUGUUGAGCGGUUUGACCAAACCUGUUUGUCUGGAGGUAGCGUGACGGAAGGUUACCAUGCUAUUGAAGCGCUGGUCAAAUUGGUCAUGGUCUUCGUCAAGUCCCACGAGGACGACGACCAAUUGACCGCUGUGUCGUUCUUGGACUCGGCCUUAGCUCUCUGUGUGCUGGUGCUGAACUAUCAUCACCUCAAGCGCGGGGAGAAUUUCAACCAACGGGUCUUCUUCCGGUUCUUCGCGCUCAUCAUGCACGAGCUGGCGGAUUUGGUCGGGCAUCUUCCCGAGAGCGACUACCACCAAGCCAUCCAAAAGGUUGCGGCACGCCUGUACGACCUCCGACCGGCCGUGUACCCAGGAUUCCUCUUUGGUUGGCCGGAUCUGCUGACGCACCGUAACUUCAUGCCCGUGAUCCUACGCCUACCCGAUGGAGCGGGAUGGGCACCAUUCACAAAGCUGCUUACCCAGUUCUUUGAGUAUGUGGCCAACCUUCUAAAGCCGCUCGACGUGCCGCCUCUAGGCAAAAUCAUGUACCAAGGGGUGUUGAGAUUGCUGGGCAUCCUCCACCACGAUUUCCCCGAGUACCUUGCUGCAAACCACGCAGAGCUGUGCCGGAGCCUGCCACCGCACACGACACAAAUUACCAAUUUCAUUCUUGCCGCCACCCCGGCCACGGUUAACAAGCUCCCUGAGCCCCUUCAACCGGGGCUCAAGGUAGACAGGCUUCCCGAGAUGAGGGAGCCCUGUUUGACCUUGUUUGACUCGGCCGGCGUACUUCGCGACAUUGGGCUGCUCCACAUCCUAGAGCACGCGCUGCAAAAUGGCCCGUCGGAAGAUGCGAUUGCCCAGAUCAGCCACGCCAUCAACAAGGUUGAAGAGGAGGAGACCAUGUUCGGUUUCGUCCCGAUUCCGGUGAAUCGGAAGGUCAUCGAUGCGGUGGUUGCCCAAUUCGCUCACUUUGCCGUCACCCGCGCGGGCACCAAGAGCGAGUCAACCAUCUUUGUGUCUGGUGCAUCGGACUUCAAGACGCUGCACAUGCUCAUCAGCGAGAUAUCUCCCGAAGCGAGAUACCAUCUCCUCUACAGCAUGGUGAACGAGCUAAGGUUCCCGAACGCGUCGACCAACUACUUCAGUCAGGCGCUCCUCGAACUAUUUGGGCAGAACAUGUCAGACCCGGAGGGGGCGGAUAUCUGCCAGCAGAUCGCGCGCGUCCUGCUCGAGAGGAUCAUGGGGUUCUUGCCACAUCCGUGGGGCGUAAUGGUCACCACGCUCGAAUUGAUCAAGAAUGAGAAGUACAACUUCUUUGAGUUGGGAUUUAUCAAAGCAGUGCCGGAGGUCGGUCAGCGGUUUGCUGAGCUCAUCCGCUCCGCGUAA